AUGUCAAGAGAAAUGGCCAACGAAAUCAAACUCCUCAGCGGCAGUAGCCAUCCCGAUCUGAGCGCUCAGGUCGCCGGCCGCCUCGGCAUUGAAAUCGCCAGGACCGUGUCCCUCAACUACUCGAACCAGGAGACCUCCGUCACCAUCGGCGAAUCCGUCCGCGAUGAAGACGUCUACAUCCUCCAGUCCGCCGCCACCGGCGACGUCAACGAGGGCCUCAUGGAGAUGCUCAUCAUGAUCCACGCCUGCAAGACCGCCAGCGCCCGCCGCAUCACCGCCGUCAUCCCCUGCUUCCCCUACGCCCGCCAGGACAAGAAGGACCGCUCCCGCGCCCCCAUCUCCGCCCGCCUCAUCGCCAACAUGAUCCAGACCGCCGGCGCCAACCACAUCAUCACCAUGGACCUCCACGCUUCGCAGAUCCAGGGCUUCUUCUCCGUGCCUUGUGAUAAUCUGUACGCCGAGCCGUCCGUCCUGCGCUGGAUCCGCGAGAAUCGCAACGUCGAGCAGGUCGUCAUCGUCUCGCCCGAUGCGGGAGGCGCCAAGCGGGCCACUUCUAUUGCUGAUCGUCUCAAUGCCAGCUUUGCCCUUAUUCAUAAGGAGCGCCCCCGUCCCAACGUCGUAGGUCGGAUGGUUCUCAUUGGUGAGGUCCGCGACAAGGUGGCCAUCCUCGUCGAUGACAUGGCCGACACCUGCGGUACGCUGGACAAGGCCGCUGGUCUCCUGCGGGAUGCCAACGCCAAGGAGAUUCUGGCCAUCGCUACUCACGGUAUUCUCAGCGGCAACGCCAUCGAGACCAUCAACAACAGCAGUCUCUCGGCCCUCGUGGUUACCAACACUGUCCCUCUCGGCGACAAGGUCAGCCGAUGCCCCAAGCUUCAGGUGAUUGACGUUAGCGGCACCCUCGCCGAAGCCAUCAGGCGCACGCAUAACGGCGAAUCCGUGUCCUACCUCUUCACCCACGUGCCUGUGUAA
Sodiomyces alkalinus F11 is the source of this 972-nucleotide messenger RNA. RefSeq names its product ribose-phosphate pyrophosphokinase. NCBI's taxonomy places the organism in Eukaryota, Fungi, Ascomycota, Sordariomycetes, Glomerellales, Plectosphaerellaceae. Gene Ontology annotation, molecular function: magnesium ion binding; ribose phosphate diphosphokinase activity. The record is from RefSeq and is a predicted model, not a curated record. Gene Ontology annotation, cellular component: ribose phosphate diphosphokinase complex; cytoplasm. Gene Ontology annotation, biological process: purine nucleotide biosynthetic process; 5-phosphoribose 1-diphosphate biosynthetic process; ribonucleoside monophosphate biosynthetic process. Bases 1 to 972 code for a protein of 323 amino acids. The transcript is spliced from 6 exons.